GAACUUGCCAUUACACUCAUCUUCUUCGUAUCACUGAUAAAAUAGACUUCAGUGAUUUCCAUUCAUUUAUCUACUAAGAAACCAACGUGGCGAAAGAAAAAGAUAAGUUUUUGUUAUCACACAACGUCAGUACAUAAAAAAUUAUUGAAGUUGAGCGUUGUGCUCUAGAAUGAACUGUUUCAGUGUCAAUUUUGAAACUGUUGAUAUUAUUAGUAUAACUCUGGCUGUGCACAGAAAACUAAAAAAAAAUAUUUAUCAAAACGACAAUACUGAUUGGCCGUAAAAUUCACUAUUGGUAAUCCUGUAAUAAGCGUAGAUUAAUUCGACAAUCGACAUCGACAAUAUGUUGAACAAAUCUAUUGGCUUGAUAAUUAUCUUACUGAAAAUUGCAUGCGUAUCAAUUCGGGCAGAUGACGAAGCCACAGACUCUAGGAUCUACAAUGUGGAUUGGAUUGGCAAGAAAGAGUUCAAGUUGAUAUUCGAUGAGGCAUCUUGGUAUGCAGCCAAUAAAUUUUGCAUGGACAAUGGUAUGCAAUUGGCUUCCAUUGACUCGUUUGACGAACACGAACACAUAGAGGAUCUAAUUAAAGAUAAACAUAUUGUGGAUGAACCUUUCUGGAUAUCUAAAUCAAUGGCGGUUAUGGGAAGCAAUUCUGAUUCGAAACUCAGUGUCUCAACAUUGGAUUCGAGCAAUCAAUGCAUUUCAUGGUAUUGGACUAAUUCGGAGCUGUGCUGUGCUCUAUGGCCUCUAGCAAAUGAGUGGAGUCAUGAAGACUGUAGCGAGGAGAAAUAUUUCAUUUGUCAGCAGACCCACAAAAGUGAAACAGAAAUGUUGAAAGCGAUACGGGAUAAACUACUAACGUUGAUAGAUGAAGCAAUGUUCACAGAGUUUGCGACUGCUUUACCAACAACUGCAGAGAGUACAUGGAUCAGUUUAGUGGAAGGGGCACUGCAAACUUGGCUGGCGGAACAACAUCAAAUUUCAAAGUCUGCGUCACUUCUCGAUGAACGGGUCGAUCUAAUAGCUGCAGCAUUUGCACAGAAUAAAAAAACCUUCAAAACUGACGAAUUGAAACGAUUUGUUGAGACCAAGUUCGAAAUGAUUACAAGUGAACAUCGAGUUGAAUUGUUAAGUGAACGAUUUCGUCAGUUUAUAGGCUACUUGUACGUAGAUUUGGAUCCUUCCAAUCAGAGUAAGUCCCCAUCGGAUGACGACAUUGUUGCUCUGCUUAAAAAAGUGGUUAUGUUGGCAAAGGUACAAGAAAUUAAGUUAGCCAGCGAACAGUUGGCUAAAAUGUCGGAAAGAGCACCGACUGACAUCUUAGACGAGGACUUCAUGAAAUCGAUAUCUCAACAGUUGCUGAAAUUCAGCGAAAAUGAAUUUGAAUCGUAUGUCAUGGACGUGUUCGCUCAACUUGAAGUUUACGGAGUGGAACAGGUUGACAUGAACACCUUGUUUCAAUUAUAUUUGCUUGUCAAGCAGGAAUUAUUUUCGCUGAUGGCGAAAACGGUCCUCAAAGCAACAUCACAAGAGCGUAUCGAAAUCACCAGCUAUGUUCUCUCUAGAAUCUUGGAAGGAAAACAAUUGAUCGACGAGGAUUCGGUUUUUGGUCAAAUAUUCGUUGUUAUAGCAACUGGGACGACUAUAUUGCUUGAGGAAAAAUCCAUUCACGUUUUGGAUGAUAAGACUCUAAGGACUUUUGUUAAGAAGGAAUUUGAUGGAUUGCAUCCUGAAGACUUGCUGCAGUUGAAAUAUGAAGGAUAUGUUAAGAUCGUAAUGGACGAACUUAUCAAGUUGGUGGGUGAAAUUAACCUAGUUAAAACUGAAUCUGGUGAGCUACUGAUGACAAAUGUGAUCGAUUUGAUAGCGACCCAGUUUUUACUGUAUGCAGAAGAAGAAAUGAAAAUUUUAGCAGAACGAAUGACUCAAUCCAUCGAAAAGGAAUCGAAUAAGCUGCAGGAAGUAAUUGAGCAAACGAAAGUCAGUCUUUCUAUGCACGACGAGGGCAAAGUAUUAAAAUUGAUCGAGUUGAUUGAGCUGGAAUUGAGCAAAAUCGUAGUGAAAACAUUGGUCAACUUCACCGAAAAAGAUGCGGAAAAACUAGCCGAAGAAGGAUUAUCGAAAAUAUUAGCCGAGGACAGGCCGAUGGGAAGGAGUUCAAUAUAUGCAAAAGUUUUUGUCACGUUGGGCGAAAAAUUGUCCAAAAUGGCGACAGACGAUUUUGCCGCUAUGAGAGACGAUGAACUGAUACAGUUUGUGCAAUCGGAAUUGGAGAAAGGAAAUUACGCGAAAAAUGUUGAAUUGUUUGAGGAGGUUUACAUGAAUGUCCUAGCAGAAGAAUUUAUCGAAUUGAUCGAAGAAGAAGCGGUGAUGAUAUCUGCAUUCGAAGAAGAAAAACACCAAUUCGGGGAAAUGGUCAAGUAUCUGGCUGUAAAACUGUUUGAGAUUGUCGCCAAUGGACCGGAUUAUUUAACGUAAGAUAUUAGGAGUCGAAGGGUGUUUGGAGUGUUGAGCCGGAUUUGUUUUUUUUAAAUUAAAUUUGUUAAUAUUGAGAAUA
Messenger RNA from Bradysia coprophila, 2558 nucleotides. RefSeq lists its product as uncharacterized. The record is from RefSeq and is a predicted model, not a curated record. Lineage: Eukaryota; Metazoa; Arthropoda; Insecta; Diptera; Sciaridae.